Molecule: messenger RNA, 282 nt
Organism: Ctenocephalides felis (cat flea)
Lineage: Eukaryota; Metazoa; Arthropoda; Insecta; Siphonaptera; Pulicidae
Product: probable phospholipid-transporting ATPase IIB
Exons: 4
Coding region: 1-282 (93 amino acids)
Biological process (GO): retrograde vesicle-mediated transport, Golgi to endoplasmic reticulum; phospholipid translocation; endocytosis
Cellular component (GO): trans-Golgi network; endosome; plasma membrane
Molecular function (GO): ATPase-coupled intramembrane lipid carrier activity
Source: RefSeq, a predicted model, not a curated record
AUGUCUGCAUUAGAAGAAAGCUGUCAAUUCAUUCCUGAUAUUCGUAUUGGGUAUUUAUAUACGUAUUUGGGGCCUCUGGGUUUCGUUUUAACAGUAACAAUUUUUCGUGAAGCAAUUGAUGAUUUGAGAAGACAUAGACGAGAUAAAGAAGUUAAUUCACAGAGAUAUAGAAGAUUAAAAGGUCCUGACAAUCAGACUGAACUUGUUCCUGCGUGUAGCCUUAAGGUUGGGGAUAUCAUUCACAUUGAUAAAGACCAAAGAGUACCAGCUUUAAGGCAUUAA